UGUUGUAAAUUUAUCAAAUUUAAUUUGUAAUUUUUUUGUAACUUUUAAUUGAAUAAUAAUGACUGGUCGUGGUAAAGGUGGAAAAGGAUUAGGAAAAGGUGGUGCAAAACGUCAUCGUAAGGUUUUGCGUGAUAAUAUCCAAGGUAUUACAAAACCAGCUAUUCGAAGAUUAGCUCGUCGUGGCGGUGUGAAACGUAUAUCAGGAUUGAUAUAUGAAGAAACACGAGGUGUACUUAAAGUUUUCUUAGAAAAUGUUAUAAGAGAUGCUGUUACAUAUACAGAACAUGCUAAAAGAAAGACUGUAACUGCAAUGGAUGUUGUUUAUGCAUUGAAAAGACAAGGCCGUACUCUAUAUGGUUUUGGAGGUUAA
Molecule: messenger RNA, 370 nt
Organism: Condylostylus longicornis
Lineage: Eukaryota; Metazoa; Arthropoda; Insecta; Diptera; Dolichopodidae
Product: histone H4
Exons: 1
Coding region: 59-370 (103 amino acids)
Biological process (GO): nucleosome assembly
Cellular component (GO): nucleosome
Molecular function (GO): DNA binding; protein heterodimerization activity; structural constituent of chromatin
Source: RefSeq, a predicted model, not a curated record